GAAUUAAAGAAAGGCUGACCAAAGAGAAGAAAAAUAUAAUUUAUCGACAUGGAGGACAGCAUGCGUAGUGCGGCGGACGACAGCAUAAUCGAUAUUCUCCGCGACGAAGGAUUUCGUGACAAGUUGAAACAAGGUGAAAAGGAACUCAAGAAAUUUGGGGGUCAGCAAAUUGUUGAAGCUGCUAUAACCAAGCUCCCGAAACUCUACAGAGCAGCAAUGGAAGGAGAUUGGGAAGUUGCUGGUCACCAGUUUCGUCACAAUCAAGAUGCAAAGACAGCAAAAAUCUCCAACCUCGGCAUGACAGCCCUUCAUGUGGCAGCAAGUUGUGGCCAGUCAGAGUUUGUGCAGAAGCUUGUGGAGGAGUUAGCUGAGGAGCAGCUGGCAAAGUUGCAGCUUGAAGCCAGAGACCAACUUGGCCGAACUGUUCUUCAUCACGUGGCCUUAGCAGCAGAUGUGGACGCUGCCAAAGCAAUGGUGACCAAGAACCCAAUUUUGCCUUACCUCGGGGAUGUGAAUAGACUUACCCCCCUCUUCUAUGCUGCUAAAUGGCGACAUCCAUCAGAAAGCAAGAAAAUGGUGGAAUAUCUGUACGGAGUUAGUCUUGAAGAAGAUUUGCCUCGUGACCAUGUCGGCAGAGAUGUUUGCAAUGCCUUCACGGAUGAUUCAGCUCCCGAUCUCAUUGUGGCAAUCACUGCUUCGGGGUCAUAUGAUACUGCUUUGCGUAUCCUUAAGAGAUAUCCGGAGUUAGCUCUUAAAAAAAAUCCCGAAGGAACGUCCAUACUUCAUGUACUUUCAAUGAAACCUAAGGUAUUCCGGAGUGGAAAUGAACUUUCUCCAUUGAGAUCUUGGAUCUAUGAUUUGGUACCAGUUGACGACGAGGAAACACAACACGAAGAUUCAACAAGUGAUGGUGCUAACAGCAAGAAUCGAUGCUCAGCAGCUUCGUUCUUUAAAUAUUUGGGCAAGUUCAUUAAAGGAAUAAGAGAGAUGUCUGAAAUGAAGCAAAGCCACGGGCGUGCUGUUAGACUUGUAGAGUUUGUAUGUGAUGAGUUACAAAAGAAAGAAAAAGAGGAAGAGGAAGAGAAAGAGAAAGAGAAAGCGAAAGAGCCAGAGAAAGAGCGAGAGAAAGAGGAGCCAGAGAAAGGGAAAGCAUGGGAGAAAGAGGAAGAAGAGAAAGGGAAAGAGCGGGAGAAGGAGCGAGAGAAAGAAAAGAAACAGAAUGAGAAAGAAGAGAAUGAGCCGAAGAAAGAGAAGGAGCAAAGCCACGGGGUCUGGAUUUAA
Molecule: messenger RNA, 1281 nt
Organism: Coffea arabica (coffee)
Lineage: Eukaryota; Viridiplantae; Streptophyta; Magnoliopsida; Gentianales; Rubiaceae
Source: RefSeq, a predicted model, not a curated record